GUCUCUAGGCGCCUUGAUAAUUCGAGUCAGCCUCUUUUUUUAUUUCUUCACCGUAGCGAGGCUAGGAUAGCACCUGACUCAUUCGACGAGUCGACGAAGAAUCUCCAGAUUUUAGGAGCAAUUAUUUGGAAGGAUCUCAUAAACAUAUUGUUCAUCAUGACUGAACAGUGUAAACUUCCUCUACGAAUCAUCACCUACCUAGUCCCCGGAUUGAGUGUAGAACUUUUUGAGAGUAUAUCCCAAUAUCUGGAAUCCUCUCUAGGCAAAGAGACCAUGCUCUUUUAUGAAUCCAGAUUCGAUGGUCCACAAUCAGACCGAAUUGAUCCAUUUGAAACCAAAGUUGCAGAUUUAGCAUUUAUUACGGGAGCAGCAUAUCAAAAGCUUAUUAAAGAAGAUAAUAAAAAUUGGGAACUUCUACCAGUCGGAGGUGUUUACCCCCAUCUCACCAAAGGUGAAUCUGCAGGAUACUAUGCAGAUAUAAUCAUCCACAAAAAUUCAAAAGAAAGAACCAAGGAUUUUCUAGAUUUACGUGGGGCAAACUGGGCUACCAACAACCCCUGCUCAACAAGUGGUCACUUUGUUAUGCUUAAAGCCCUUAAAGAAUAUGGGGAAAAUCCAUCCUUCUUUGGAAGUGUUCUUAACUCUGGGUCGCACUUGAACUCCAUUCAUAUGGUCGCCUCGCGUAAAGCGGAUGUGGCGUCAGUAGAUUCAAAUGUGUUGGCAUUUGCGAUGGCAAAGAAUCCUGCCCUUGCCCAUGAUCUUCACAUAUUUACAUCAAUUGGCCCGCUUCCACCCUAUCCUAUCAUGAUUCGCUCAUCGAUGGCAGUCGAACAAAAGAAUGGAAUCUGUGAUGCUCUUCUGCAGUUGGAGAACGUAGUUCCAUGGAAUAAACUGUGUGCGGAUCUCAGGCUGUUGCGCUUUGUCAAGAUUGACAAGGAUAUUUAUUUGGAGGACCGCGAAUCGCGCGAUGCACUUGUCAACUUAUCGGCCUCUGUUCGCUACUAUUAGAGGACUCCAUAGUUGUAGAAUGGAGGCUCAUCGAUAUGUCCUUCCCACUACAUUUCCAUGAUUAUCCAAAUAUCCAUUUUCAAUGCGAAAUUACAGCUCAUCAAAUUUACUGGAGUUAAGAGCUUCUAGAUAUGAGAAAAA
Daphnia carinata is the source of this 1149-nucleotide messenger RNA. RefSeq lists its product as uncharacterized. NCBI's taxonomy places the organism in Eukaryota, Metazoa, Arthropoda, Branchiopoda, Diplostraca, Daphniidae. The transcript is spliced from 5 exons. Bases 157 to 1008 code for a protein of 283 amino acids. The record is from RefSeq and is a predicted model, not a curated record.